This is a messenger RNA of Diceros bicornis minor, 2051 nucleotides long. It is a transcript of the gene POFUT2, whose product is annotated as protein O-fucosyltransferase 2. The coding region runs from base 1 to 1290 and encodes 429 amino acids. The transcript has 9 exons. The record is from RefSeq and is a predicted model, not a curated record. Gene Ontology annotation, biological process: protein O-linked glycosylation via fucose. Gene Ontology annotation, molecular function: peptide-O-fucosyltransferase activity. Lineage: Eukaryota; Metazoa; Chordata; Mammalia; Perissodactyla; Rhinocerotidae.
AUGGCGGCGCUUGGCGUCGUCUGCCUGCUGCUGGCGGCGGCGUGCUGGCCGCCGGCCUCCGCCUCGGGCGAGGAGUUUUGGCCCGGCCAGUCGGCGGCCGACAUCCUGUCCGGGGCGGCGUCCCGCAGACGGUACCUUCUCUACGACGUCAACCCCCCCGAGGGCUUCAACCUCCGCAGGGACGUCUACAUCCGGGUCGCCUCCCUCCUCAAGACUCUGCUGAAGACCGAGGAGUGGGUGCUGGUGCUGCCCCCCUGGGGCCGCCUCUAUCACUGGCAGAGCCCCGACAUCCACCAGGUCCGGAUUCCCUGGUCCGACUUUUUUGAUCUUCCAAGUCUCAACAGAAACAUCCCCGUCAUUGAGUACGAGCAGUUCAUUGCAGAGUCCGGCGGGCCCUUUAUUGACCAGGUCUAUGUCCUGCAAAGUUACGCGGAAGGGUGGAAAGAGGGGAGCUGGGAGGAGAAGGUGGAUGACCGGCCGUGCAUCGACCCGCCGCUGUACUCGCAGGACAAGCACGAGUACUACAGAGGAUGGUUUUGGGGUUAUGAAGAAACGAGGGGUUUAAACGUGUCCUGUCUGUCCGUUCAAGGAUCGGCUUCUAUCAUCGCGCCUGUGCUUCUGAGAAACACAUCAGCACGGUCCGUGAUGUUAGACAGAGCCGAAAACCUGCUUCACGACCACUACGGAGGAAAGGAGUACUGGGAUACCCGGCGGAGCAUGGUGUUUGCCAGGCACCUGCGGGCCGUGGGGGACGAGUUCAGAAGCAGGUACCUGAACUCCACGGACGAGGCAGACAGGAUCCCCUUCGAGGAGGACUGGACCCGGAUGAAGGUCAAGCUGGGCUCCUCACUGGGGGGCCCAUACCUCGGAGUUCACCUGAGGAGAAAAGAUUUCAUCUGGGGCCACAGAGAGGAUGUGCCCAGUCUGGACGGCGCCGUGAAGCAGAUCCGCAGCCUCAUGAAGACUCACCAGCUGGACAGGGUGUUCGUGGCCACAGACGCCAUCAGAAAGGAGCACGAAGAGCUGAAAAAGCUGUUGCCUGAGAUGGUGCGCUUCGAGCCCACGUGGGAGGAGCUGGAGCUGUACAAGGACGGCGGCGUGGCCAUCAUCGACCAGUGGAUCUGCUCACACGCCAGGGUUUUCAUUGGCACCUCAGUCUCGACGUUUUCUUUUCGGAUUCAUGAGGAAAGGGAAAUUCUGGGGUUGGACCCCAAGACGACAUACAACCGAUUCUGCGGAGACCAGGAGAAAGUGUGCGAGCAGCCCACGCACUGGAGGAUCGCGUACUGAGCCCGCGCCCCCUGGGCCCCUCUGCCCUGGACCUCUCGUGCCCGCUGUGCACUCAGGGCUUCCCUCUGACGACACGUGUCACCGGGGGCUCGCUCCCACCCCGGCCGGUGGGCUGGGCAGGCAGACCGUCACUUCUCUGGGUCUUGGGCCCAUAGGAGGACACAUGCAGGCACAGCCCACGGCCACGUGAGCCACGGCGUGGAGCCGCGCUGGGUCUGGAGCUGCGCCUGUUCUGGUGUUUCCUCCGGCCGUGGUCUGCCUGUGGAGAGGCUGCCGCUCUCCGGGACUUGGGUUGUCUUUCGUAAGGUCUGAACUGUCUGCUGCUGGCAGGGCCCGAGUGACGCUGGUCUCGGCCUCCGUCUGGGGCUUUCCAGCAGUGAGUCGGGCAGAUGUGGGACAGAGCAGCUCCCGCCCCAGAGGGCCGCGGGGCUGGCGCUGCCUGGGACUCGGUGCGGUUUUCGUCUCUUGUUAGUCGUAGUAGCUUCUGCAGUGGCGCCAGAGCAGAGUCCUUAGUUCUGCCCUUUCCACCGCGGGACCUCAUGUGACGGGGGAGAGGUGAAUGGCUGCCUCGAAGAGCCGGGUCCGAGACCCAUGAAGUCGUCUCUCUCCCCUGCGAGUCAGAGUGCCAGAAAGUUCCUCAGUGGGAGUUCAGUGAUGUGUCCUGUGCACGUGGAGAGAAGCCCUCUGUGGUGGUAGGAAGCCAGCAGUGGGUCCUCACAUCUGUGUCUGGGCCGGCUGCCCCUGCAACCGUGACUCCCAGC